Messenger RNA from Rhinopithecus roxellana (golden snub-nosed monkey), 3469 nucleotides. RefSeq names its product family with sequence similarity 110 member B (gene FAM110B). NCBI's taxonomy places the organism in Eukaryota, Metazoa, Chordata, Mammalia, Primates, Cercopithecidae. The record is from RefSeq and is a predicted model, not a curated record. The transcript has 5 exons. The coding region runs from base 907 to 2019 and encodes 370 amino acids.
CUCCCACUCGGUGCAGACCGAACCAUCGCGGCUGCAGCCAGCCGGGCCCUCCGCGGCCGCGCGUCCUGGGCCCGUUCCGCCAGCCCCGUCUGCUCUCUACCAGCGGCCCCGCGACGGUGACCGUGAGGACUCGACGGCCCCUACAGCCCGCUCUCGGCCCUCUAUCCCUCGCGGGCCCCUACUCUCCCUCCUCGCAGUCCCCGGGAGCCUGGCGCCCGGCUCGGGCCGCACCGCCAGGGACUGGGGUGCGCGGCCCAGAAAUCUCCAAAUUAGACAUCCAGAGCAGCAUUCUUGUUCUUUCUACGUCUUGAAUUAGAAACUACCAAGGCUCUUUAAGUCCUGAAAAGGAAAUAAAAGAGUCAGUAUUCAAAGGGUGUUUGGCUUUUACUUCCUUUUCCUUCCACUGUUUGACUGAAGAAUUUUUGAAAUAAAAAAACAAAACAUAGGAAUCAUCUGUGAGGCUGGACACUGGACAGGGAACACAUCUGUUUCAUCAAUUUCCUGCUGCAGAGAGCAUUUUAAGAAAGGACAGCAUUCCUGUGACCUCUGCCUACCAUCCAUAAAAUACUCAUUCUCCUCUCAGCUCUGCCUGCAGUUGAACACAAAGACCUGAAGGAGACUCCCACCUCUUCAGGGAGAAGAAAGGAGGCAACGAAGCAGAUUAAAGGAACUUGUGGCUUGUGGCCUUUUUGUGCAAGGGCUGCCUGAAAGGGGAGAAAAGUGUAUGAAAGCCACCGUGGCGGUUAAUGAGCUGUGAGAUGAGGCGCUGCUGCGGCCGCUGCUGCUGACACUAGCUCCCAGGCUGCACCCGCUGCCCUUGGCGCUUCAUGUACAUGUGUCUAUUCAGGCCGUGCGGAGGCGUCCAGAAGAGCAUCCAACACGGCUGCCGGGGAAAGACCGCCCACCAUGCCCACGGAGACCCUACAGACAGGUAGCAUGGUGAAGCCGGUCAGCCCCGCAGGCACCUUCACCUCUGCCGUGCCCCUGCGUAUCCUGAACAAGGGGCCAGACUACUUCCGCAGGCAGGCCGAGCCCAACCCCAAGAGGCUCAGCGCCGUGGAGAGGCUGGAGGCCGACAAGGCCAAGUACGUCAAGAGCCAGGAGGUGAUCAACGCCAAGCAGGAGCCCGUAAAGCCCGCCGUGCUGGCCAAGCCCCCGGUGUGCCCGGCUGCCAAGCGCGCGCUGGGCAGCCCCACGCUCAAAGUGUUUGGCAACCACGCCAAGACCGAGAGCGGCGUGCAGAGGGAGAACCUCAAGCUGGAGAUCCUGAAGAAUAUCAUCAAUAGCUCCGAGGGCUCCAGCUCGGGCUCGGGGCACAAGCACAGCUCCCGCAACUGGCCGCCCCACCGGUCGGAAACCACCGACCUGCACCGUCACUCCUUCGCGGAGUCCCUGAAAGUCUACCCCACGCAGGGCCGCGGCAGCCCGCAGGAGGGCGGCUCCCACGUGAGCAGGAGACUGCUGGAACAGUCAGCCGAGUCCUUCCUCCACGUGUCCCACAGCUCUUCGGACAUCCGCAAGGUGACCAGCGUGAAGCCUCUCAAGGCCAUCCCCUGCAGUAGCUCUGCCCCUCCCCUGCCUCCCAAGCCCAAAAUCGCAGCCAUCGCCUCCAUGAAGUCCCCCGAGGCCGACCCUGUGGAACCAGCUUGUGGAGUCAGCCGAAGACCCUCCCUCCAGCGGUCUAAGUCAGACUUGAGUGACAGAUAUUUCCGAGUGGACGCGGACGUGGAGAGGUUCUUCAACUACUGUGGACUGGACCCAGAAGAGCUGGAAAACCUGGGAAUGGAAAACUUUGCAAGGGCUAAUUCUGACAUAAUAUCCCUCAACUUCCGCAGCGCAAGCAUGAUCAGCUCAGACUGUGAACAGUCUCAGGACAGUAACAGUGACCUUAGAAAUGAUGACAGUGCCAAUGACCGCGUGCCGUAUGGCAUUUCUGCCAUCGAAAGAAAUGCCAGAAUCAUCAAGUGGUUAUAUAGCAUCAAACAAGCUAGAGAGUCACAGAAGGUCUCCCACGUGUAAGACAGUGCGUGGAAAGGAGGGAGGGUGGGUCUCUGUGCUUACGCAGUUGUAAAGGUUGUGAGGUCUCCUUGAAGUGUUGUGAGCUUCUCCACUCUUUGUGUUGCUUGUUGUGCAAUGUUUUCAAGUUGCAUGCCUGUCAACAUGGGGACUGACCUGGCUUCCACGUCACCAUCGCUGCAGAGCCUGGCCGAACACGCGUCAUCUGCCAAAAGUUUCAGGCCAGAAUCUAAUUAGGGCUUUGCUCUUAAGCAAAACUGUUUACAUGAAAAUGGUAUACGACUUCUUCAAUAUUUAUGUGGUUCUUGUGUUUUUAUAUUCCGCGCUAUUAUGUCUUAAUUAAAAGUUUUAUCAACUGGCUUUUAAGUUGAGAGCAGAAUCUUUUUGAAAUAAAAAGCCACUUUGCCUACAUGUGAGACUAUUCCAAUGGGACAGUAAAUGGGAUCUACUACCAAACAGAUAGUGACUGACCGAACAUAGAACCAGGCUGGGUUUUCUGUGGAAUAAAGUGGUGAGCCUGACGUUAAUCGUUUACAUGUUGAAAUUCUCUUGCCACUUAGUGAAGUGUCGCUGGGGUAGCAAUGCUAAGUUUUGUGUCCGAUUCAGUGUAUAAAUGUUGGUGGUUCUGUGUAAUGCUGACCCCAAGGAAAGACAAUCAGAUAAAAUGAAGGAUGGUUAAAUCUAGGAGGUUGGGUGUUUGGGGGUUUUGUUGAUGUUGUUCUGAUUUGGGAUAUUUCAGAAAUUUUUAAUACUAUCUUUUGACAGAAUGGCCACCCUAAAACAAAUACUGAAUGCCUUUAAAAAAAAAAAAAAAAAAAAAAAAAAGUUGUGUUUUUUUUGUUUGUUUGUUUUUGUCAAGAACUACUAAUUUCAUGCUGUUUCUUUCUCUCUCCCUUUAUUGUUAUUUGAUUUGGGGGAAGGGAGUGAGGCUUGUGCAGGUUUGAGCUAUCGGAAGAUACGAACAGAAGUGAAAAUACCAGCCAUAUCAGUAGAGCCUCCCAUUCAAAAGUGAACACACUUGGUAGCUGAACCAUAUCUGAGCAGCGUGAUUCUGUUGUCUUGCAUAUGUUACUAUCUCAGGCUGUGGGUCUUUGUUACAGCUCUAGGAAACUGUAGAAAUUCAAUGCUAUGUAGCUUUUCCACCCCAUGGUCUCUAGUGCUGCCUAUCAACUUGUCCCCUUUUUUUCCCAAUAACCUGUCUUUCAGGUGGUACAGUUAGCUGUCACUCAGCUGACUCUAUGAUGUGGCAGCAGAGAGGGAAACCUACAAGUGGUUUGCCUCAUUGCCUUUGCCACAUCUGCAGUUCUCAGCAGCACUACCUUAGACUUCAUCAGCUAAUAGGAAACUUUUUAUGGUGUAAAUGCUGUAAGACUUUGUACAUACUUCAGUUGUUAUGAAAUCUUUAAAGAACAAAAAGAAAAAGUUACACUAAUAAAUUGCUCUGGUGCAGGCA